AAGUGAAAAGAUGGAUGAUGGCUGACAGAUGGGCUGGAUGGAGUCCUUUUCCCCAUCUUUUUUUUGCCUCAAAAGUAUGGAUCUGCUAACUAAGUAUCUACUCCGUACUCCGUACUAAUCAAUCACCCUCCACUACACUAUUUCUAUUAUUAUCGAUGGGAUUUUUUUCCCGCCGUCACAAUGAUGCCAAUGGUUCAGGUUCAGGUCCAGGUUCACGAUGAUGCUGCUCGUUGGCUGGGGGAGGAAUCCUCCUGCCGGCGAUUCCCCUUUUUUUUUUUUUUUUUUUUUUCGCAGCUUCCCCUUCGAUCCCAUCGAUCACAUACCGGUACUUGCUGCGACUCCCGUACUCUGGUUCGGCUCAUUCCUUGCUUACAUUAUCCUCCGUCCCCGGUCCUUCCUGCUGUUGUUGUUGUUGUUAUUGUUGUUGUUGUUGGGAGUGGUGGUGGCCGCCGCAGUGGCUGGCAGGAGCAGGAGCAGGACCAGCAACAGCAACAGCAACAUUCAUAAUAAUAAUCUUCCUUUUAAUCCCAGUGUCGCGCGAUCUAUUAUUUGUUGAGAAUAUUCUGGUAAACCUUGUUCUACCCCCCCCCCCCCCUCCCUGCCUU
Molecule: messenger RNA, 605 nt
Organism: Aspergillus heteromorphus CBS 117.55
Lineage: Eukaryota; Fungi; Ascomycota; Eurotiomycetes; Eurotiales; Aspergillaceae
Exons: 1
Coding region: 218-556 (112 amino acids)
Source: RefSeq, a predicted model, not a curated record